Leopardus geoffroyi (Geoffroy's cat) is the source of this 1672-nucleotide messenger RNA. RefSeq names its product methyltransferase like 18 (gene METTL18). Gene Ontology annotation, biological process: peptidyl-histidine methylation, to form tele-methylhistidine. The transcript is spliced from 2 exons. Bases 509 to 1624 code for a protein of 371 amino acids. NCBI's taxonomy places the organism in Eukaryota, Metazoa, Chordata, Mammalia, Carnivora, Felidae. Gene Ontology annotation, molecular function: protein-L-histidine N-tele-methyltransferase activity. The record is from RefSeq and is a predicted model, not a curated record.
CCCAGAUUUGCUCGCGUCUGUCCCCCGGGGGCGUGGAGACAGCGCACCUGCGGCCGGGGUGGCCGUGGGCCCUGCAGCCCGAAAUGAAUCCAAGCCCCAGGGCGCGGUGGGGUCGAAACAGGCACCUUUUUACCCGCUUCGCGGGGCAGCCCGACUUUGUACAUUUUGUGUUAAGGGGGACAGAGACCCCGCCUGCCGGAGUUGUGCAAAUUGAAGCUGAUGGUGUAUAAAGUACCCAGCGCGGUAGAUACCGUGAGGGGGCUCAGUACAUUGCUUCCACUUUCGAGGGGCCUCUCCGACCUAAUUCAAAAGAAGAGCAGAGAUCUCUAAGAAGUCAUUUGGAAACAUUUCUAAAUAUUUGUAACUGUGUAUAAGCAGCUAAAGAAAACUUAACCCACAGCAAAACUAAUUGAAUAAUUGAGGCAGGUUUAUGUAUGUGUCAUCAGUUCUAUCCAGAAGCUGAAGAAUCUUCCUUUGAAUUUAAGGAUUGUGUACAUUUAGUGAGAGAAUGACUUUUCAAUUUAAUUUCACUAUAGAAAACAAUCUGGAAAAUGAAUUAACACGCGUUGGACAUGGAGUUUUGGCCCUGGAUUCCUCCAAAGAGUCUUCAGUCUCAGAAAGUAAAAAAGAUAGGGACAAAAAAUGUUCUACCGAACAGUUUGACUUGCCUCAGGAUCAUGUGUUGGAACAUAAGCCAGUGGGAAAUGCAGCUCCCUUUCAAGACACAGAGAACUCACUCAGCGCAGCUAACAGUUCAAGUAACUUAGAGCCAUGUGAAAAACAUCCCUGCAUGAGAGUUGCCAAAGAGCAUGCUAUGCCCGAAGAUUUCAAGAAAGUGUUAGAAAAUAAAGUCAUAGAGAGGUUACCAGGUCUCCCCCAUGUUAAUGUAUCGGUAGUGAAAACCGUCUUGUUGAGAGAGAACUGCCCUGGAGAAAACAUAGUUUCGCAAAGUUGUUCUUCUCACUCUGAUCUGAUUACAGGUGUUUAUGAAGGAGGCUUAAAAAUCUGGGAAUGUACCUUUGACCUGCUGGCUUAUUGCAAAAAGGCCCAAGUGAAAUUUGCUGGGAAAAAAGUGUUGGAUCUUGGCUGUGGAGCAGGGUUGCUGGGUAUAAGUGCAUUCAAGGGAGGGGCCAAAGAAAUUCAUUUUCAAGAUUACAACAGUAUGGUGAUUGAUGAAGUAACCUUACCUAAUGUAGUGGCUAACUCUACUUUGGAAGAAGAAGGAAAUGAUGUCAGCGAACCAGAUGUGAAAAGAUGCAGGAAAUCCAAAGUAGCACAAGAAUUAUGUAAAUGCCGGUUCUUUUCAGGGGAGUGGUCUGAGUUUUGUAAGCUUGUACUAAGUAGUGAAGAAUUCUUUGAAAAAUAUGAUCUCAUUCUUACCUCAGAAACCAUUUACAACCCAGAUUACUAUGGUUCUUUGCACCAGACAUUCCUCAGAUUAUUAGAUAAAAACGGACGGGUGCUUUUGGCCAGCAAAGCACAUUAUUUUGGUGUAGGUGGAGGUAUUCAUCUCUUUCAGAAAUUUGUAGAAGAAAGGAAUGUAUUUGAGACUAGAACACUCAAAAUAAUUGAAGAAGGACUAAAGAGACACCUAAUUGAAAUGACUUUUAAGCAACCCAGUUAAUAUCCACUGAGUGUCCUAAGUGAAAUAAAGAGAAUAAUCAAAAACUUG